Messenger RNA from Humulus lupulus (European hop), 1119 nucleotides. RefSeq lists its product as uncharacterized. Lineage: Eukaryota; Viridiplantae; Streptophyta; Magnoliopsida; Rosales; Cannabaceae. Bases 1 to 1119 code for a protein of 372 amino acids. The transcript has a single exon. Gene Ontology annotation, biological process: meristem development; meristem maintenance. The record is from RefSeq and is a predicted model, not a curated record.
AUGCCUAAUAAUGAUACUCCAUUACAUCGUCGUUUCUUGGGGGAUGAAUUAGACGUUGAAUAUCGAGCCCGUCCUGGGUUAUUUGUUAAGUGGAAGGAGUGGAAUGCUUCUAUUUCCACACGCUUUUAUGCUGUUUUGAAAUUAGUUAAGAUUUUAUCUUCCAUGUGGUUAUCUUCUGGCCUCGAAGUGUACCGCGAUAUUCCUAGCUUAAAUCAAUUGGUAUCGCGCUGGUGCCCCACAACCCAUACUUUUUUAACGAACUGGGGGGAGUUUUCUAUAACGUUGGAGGACGUUUACACACUUCUUUUCUUGCCCAUCUGUGGUACUGCUUCUAUCAUUGCCCCAUUAUCAGAUGAAGAGAAAUCUCUGAUGUCGUCCUUGAAGGCGUUUGUUGAAUCUCUAAAAAAGAAUAAGAAGCAGUUUGACCUUCCUGAUUGGAUAAGACACUUUCAUAAAGAAGAUGGUAGGGAUCUUGUAGAGUUGGCAACAAGCAUCGCUUUGUGGCUAAGUACGUAUGUUUUUCAUCCAAAAAAUCCUAGGACAGUUCAAAGUGAUGUAUUCCCUUUAGCUUGUAAACCUGCAUGUGGGCAACAAAUCCCUUUAGGUGCUCUCUACCUGGGAACAUUAUACCAUAACUUAGACUCCCUAGUUCUUGAAGUAAAUUCAAAGGGUACAAAUAUGACCAGUACAGUCGAUGCAUGCUUUCUUCAAAUGUUUAUUUGGGAGCGUUUCACAAAGCUUUCCCCACCGCGUAAGUGUUUGAAUAGUGAUAACCCUCGUCCUUGGUCAUGGGCUCGUUCUCGCCCGAAGAAGUCAGUAAAAUUGUGUGACAUUAUUGACAAUGUUUCAGAAUUUACCUUUCGUCCGUACCUUACCAACACAUAUAUUUAUUUCACUUUGGACUUGUACCCUGGGGGCGUAGCAUCAUUGACGGAAGAUGUUUGUUUAUCUUUAGAUAUUUCCCCCGGAGGUAUAGGCUUCUGGUUUGCUAUAUGUCUACCUCGUCACAUAUUAUAUUUCCUCGAUAAUGCUAAAUCAGCAUCUUGGUCAUUUACUGUAUAUCGUCCUGGUCAUGUGGCUAGACAAUUUGGUUUUGACCAACAUGUUCCUCAUCAUUGA